Molecule: messenger RNA, 1641 nt
Organism: Acanthosepion pharaonis
Lineage: Eukaryota; Metazoa; Mollusca; Cephalopoda; Sepiida; Sepiidae
Source: the annotation of a GenBank genome assembly
AUGUUCAAUGCAGCCAGUCUAAGCAUUCAUUCGCUUCCAAAGUUUCCUUUUAAUGUUUCCGCAAAUAAUAUUUUUUAUUGUUCAAAACAUAUUUAUAUAUAUCUAUAUCUCUCUAUCUAUAUCUCUCUAUCUAUAUCUAUCUAUCUAUCUAUCUAUCUAUCUAUCUAUCUAUCUAUCUAUAUCUAUAUAUCUAUAUAUAUAUAUCUACAUCUAUCUAUCUAUCUAUCUAUCUAUCUAUCUAUCUAUCUAUCUAUCUAUAUAUAUAUAUAUAUAUAUAAUUAUUUAUUUAAAAAUAUGAUUCCAACUCGCGACAUAAGAGGUCUCAUCGCAGCCAACGCAAUAAUUUACUGCAUAGACCUGAUAUCUAUCUAUCUAUCUAUCUAUCUAUCUAUCUAUCUAUCUAUCUAUCUAUCUAUCUAUCUAUCUAAGAAUGACAGAAUGGAAAAAGCUUUAAUAUCUAUCUAUCUAUCUAUCUAUCUAUCUAUCUAUCUAUCUAUCUAUCUAUCUAUUAUCAUCCACAGAGAGGCUGUUUCAUGUGACACAAAACCUGAAGUUUGUCUCACGCCUGGAUGUGCCGUAGCAUCGUCUCGACUCAUUCGAUCGAUUGAUGAAGCGAUCGAUCCAUGUGAUGACUUUUUUGAGUAUGCAUGCGGUCGCUGGGUAAAGAGACAUCCCAUUCCCGAUGAUUUAUCAUCUAUUGACACAUUCACAGUACUUCGGGAUGAAGUUGUAAACAUCCUUAAAGAUUUACUGGAAACUAGCAUAUCAUCCACAGAUGCAGUUGCAAUUCAAAAAGCAAAACUAUUAUAUAGAUCAUGUAUGAAUGAAUGCGGAUGGCCAGUACGAAAUGCAAGUUGGGAUCCUAAUUCAUUUAAUUUGGUUCCCCUUCUGGUGGCUCUACGGCGAUACAACACCCAACCAAUCGUUAGUAUCAUGGUGCGAAUUGACAGCAAAAACUCAACGAGGAACAUAAUCACGUUGGACACACCAGGCUUCGGAAUGCCCGGCCGGAAGUAUUAUCUGAAGAGCCGAAAUGACACGAAAUUGAAAGCCUACGAAAAACUGGCCGUGGAGAUGGCCAUCCAGAUGGGAGCCGACCCGAAACAGGCUCAGAAAGACAUGGGGGACAUUGUAGAUUUGGAGAUCAAUCUUGCCAACAUUAGUACGCCAAGUGAAGAGCGGCGUGAUAAUGAGAAGCUUUAUAACAAAAUGACCCUAAAGGAACUUUCUGAAAAUUUCAAAGGUUUCGAUUGGAUUUCUUACAUAACUCAGAUUAUGAACAUACCAAACAAAUCGAUACAUAUAAACGACACAGAAGAAGUAAUAAUUCGAGAUACGGCGUAUUUUACAAAUCUCAUGAAAAUUCUGAGUACAGACAAACGAAUUCUUGCGAACUAUGCAAUAUGGAUUUUCAUAAAAAGAGUUGGAAUUUACCUACCAGAACGAUUCCGCUUGUUGAUUCAGGAAUACGAUAAGGUAAUUACUGGUACGGCAUCAGCUCGUCCUCGCUGGCGGACUUGUACGUACUUUACGAAUGAGCAACUUGGAAAUGCAGUAGGGCGGAUGUUUGUACAACAGAACUUUGAUGACGAAGCAAAAUCUCAGGUAAGUGAUAUAAGCUUCUACCAUUCCAUAUGUUAA